Molecule: messenger RNA, 1059 nt
Organism: Sparassis crispa
Lineage: Eukaryota; Fungi; Basidiomycota; Agaricomycetes; Polyporales; Sparassidaceae
Product: Poly(A)+ RNA export protein
Exons: 9
Coding region: 1-1059 (352 amino acids)
Biological process (GO): transcription-dependent tethering of RNA polymerase II gene DNA at nuclear periphery; RNA export from nucleus
Cellular component (GO): nuclear pore
Molecular function (GO): RNA binding; ubiquitin binding
Source: RefSeq, a predicted model, not a curated record
AUGUCUUUCUUCGGUACUACUCCGUCGACCUCCACUGCUCCUCCUCCUCCCGAGAAAGAUAUCGAGGUUACUGACCCUCCGGGCGACUCUAUUUCAUCCUUGGCUUUCUCUCCUGUGGCGGAUUAUCUUGCUGUUGGGAGUUGGGAUAAUAACGUACGGAUCUAUGAAGUGGGACAGAAUGGCCAGACGCAGGGGAAGGCCAUGUAUGGACACCAGGGUCCUGUAUUGAGCGUGUGCUGGAACAAGGAUGGGACGAAGAUUCUCUCAGGCGGAGCUGACAAUGCCGCUAGAAUGUUUGAUGUGACCACUGGUCAAUCUCAGCAAGUUGCACAACACGAGGGGCCGAUCAAGUGCGUGAAGUGGGUUGAUACGUCGUUACCCGUGCUAGUCACAGGCAGCUGGGACAAAACAUUGAAGUACUGGGACUUGCGCACCCCUAAUCCCGUGGCGACGGUUCAAUUACCCGAGCGCUGCUAUACUCUAGAUGUUGUUUACCCUCUCAUGGUCGUUGGCACGGCGGAACGCCACAUCCAGAUAUUUAACCUCUCCAACCCUAACACCGUAUUCAAAACCAUUACGUCGCCGCUCAAGUGGCAAACGCGUGUGGUCUCGUGUUUCCCGCAAGCGAACGGUUUUGCCGUCGGCAGCGUGGAAGGACGUGUCGCCAUCCAAUAUGUCGACGAUAAAGAUUCAUCGAACAACUUUUCAUUCAAGUGUCAUCGUCGUGAUCAGUCGGCAACCCAAAAGGAUCAGUCUCUUGUAUAUGCUGUGAACGACAUCUCGUUCCACCCAAUACACGGAACCUUUUCUACCUGUGGUUCUGACGGAACCAUUAACUACUGGGACAAGGACGCACGUACGCGGCUCAAAUCAUUUGACCCCGCUCCAGGCCCGAUUCCAACCACGGGCUUCAACCGUACGGGUACAAUAUUCGCAUACGCGGUGUCGUACGACUGGUCAAAGGGCCACUCAGGCAUGACUACGGGACAGCCUAACAAAUUGAUGCUACACGCAUGCAAGGACGACGAGGUGAAGAGGAAGCCGACCAAGCCACGGUAG